Leucoraja erinaceus (little skate) is the source of this 3625-nucleotide messenger RNA. RefSeq names its product coiled-coil domain containing 61 (gene ccdc61). The transcript is spliced from 14 exons. NCBI's taxonomy places the organism in Eukaryota, Metazoa, Chordata, Chondrichthyes, Rajiformes, Rajidae. Gene Ontology annotation, cellular component: centrosome. Bases 255 to 1889 code for a protein of 544 amino acids. The record is from RefSeq and is a predicted model, not a curated record.
AGGAGGAGAGAAGGAGAAGGCAGAAGAAGAGGAAACAGGAGGAGAAGAAGAAGGAGGAGAACAAGAGGUGGAAGAAGCAGAGGAGAAGCAGAAGGAGAAAAAAUAGAGGAACAAGUGAAGGCAGAAGAGGAAACAGGAGGAGAAAGAAGAGGGAGAUGAAGAAAUAAUUAUAAUUGCAUGUUGCCACCUUCAAGACGCACUGAGUCUUGCCAACUUGUCCUGCAAUACAGUCCUGCACAUUAAUAUCCUGCACCAUGGAAGGAGGUCUAAUACAAGCAAACUAUGUGUUCCGAGGGAUUGACUAUAUUAUCACCAUGAUGGUAACUGGGGAUGUGUUGGAAGUGCAAGUCGAGGACCGACUGACAUCUGAGCAGUGGAGAGGAGAAUUUGAAGCUGCUUAUAUUGAGGAUGUCACUCACAAAACUGGAAACUUCAAACAGUUCUCCAUUUUCUGCAACAUGUUGGAAUCAGCCAUCACAAAGAACAGUGAAUCGGUGACCCUUGACUUGCUGACCUAUUCUGACCUGGAGCUGCUGAGAAACCGUAAAACUGGCGUUGGAAUGAGACAAGUGCCGCCACCGAAGUCCGGGGCCCUCAACGCUAAACGCUAUCUCAUCCUCAUCUACUCGGUGGAGUUUGACAGGAUUCAUUACCCUCUGCCACUCCCCUACGCUGGGAAGCCUGAUCCAGUGGCUCUCCAGAAAGUAAUCCGGGGGCUGAAAGAGGAGCUGGCGGCGAUGAGGUCGAAGCAGGGCAUGGAUUAUCGUGACACAGAGCUCCGCAGGCUGAGGGCAGAGUUUGACAAGCUACUGCAGGAGAAACAGGAGCUGGAGGUAAUGAUUCUGCAGCUCCAGGAGCAGGUGAAGCUUUCCAACACAGCCAAUGUUGCCAAAGACAUCAAAAUCCUGAAGAAGGUCAUCCAAGGCUUGGAGCAGGAGCUGAUGAAGGAGAAAACAAAAAGCCAGAGAGCGGCAAGCAAGCGGAACCAGGAAUACCACCAGGCCCUGGAUGAGCUUGAAGAGGUGAAGGCUUCAGAGCGGAAACUGAAGCUACGGGUGAAGAACCUGUCGAUCGAGCUGGGUCUGUACAAGAGAGGUCGAAUCACUCCAGCCGGUCCCUCCCCACAAAGCCGCUCGAAUUACAGCCUCAGUUCUGGCCGGCGCACCCAGAGCAGGGGCGACAGUCGGUCGGCCACGCGGGACCGGAGCCAGCAGUGGGCAGAUUCCCGAGACCGGGGGAGGUCCACGUCCAGAGAGAGAAGUGGCCGCCAGACAUCGUUCCGUCGGAGUGACAGAUCAUCCUCCCGGGAGAGCCAGCAAGGAGAUCGAUGCCUCGUGCCCAAGCUGACCCCCUCUCCAACAGGCAUUCGACAGCACCGCUUCGAUCCCACUGCGUACGUUCACGACAAGAAAAGCAAACAGAAGGAGGCCGACCAGCGGAACUUGAGGAAGGUCCACAGGGACCUGAACGGCCUGACCAGCGAUGAGCGGGGGCGCCCCAAGUCCCGGACUUGCUCUCGGGAAGGCAGCAACUGCAGGAUGCAGGAGGCCGGUCGGACUCGCGCUCGGAGCUCGUCGGCAGAAAAUCUCCGAAUCAGAUUCUCGUCGGCGAGCUCGGCCAGCGACUGUGAGGACAACGGGGCACCAGCCAAAUCCAGAUUGCAAAGAGUCAGAAAACCAAGACGACCGUUGGGGUCAGCUUCCUGGACCAGCCCCAACUUGCCUCCGAGGAAGCCAAAACCGAAGCGUCUGGCCAGCACCCCAACAAUGUUAAACAAGUUAAAGUCUGACAAAGAAAACUACCUGGAUUCCUGCGACCUUUCUGAAAUCGAUGCGCGGUUAAACGCGUUGCAAGAAUACAUGAGGAAACUGGGAGCACGGACGGAGUGAGUGGAGCACUGACCACUUCCGUUAGACCGUCGACAAGGAAUGUGCCAGGGAGGGCAGGGCUGGUGGGUGAGACUGUGUCUGAACUUGGGCACAGCCUCCCCUCCCCACACACCACCUGCCUGAACCAACAAAGCCAACACUACUUAACAAAGCCUUCACUCUCCAGAACUGUGUAUCUGUUAGCUUAUUGUAAAUAGGAAGAGAAAAAAAAAACAGGUUCUGUGCAAUGGUGAAUGUUUGACUACUGUCAACUUGAACAGGCAAGAGUAACACAGGACUGAGACUAAUUUAUUUUAUAACUACAGUUAGGACAUUUCUCAUGGUUCGGACAUUGAAAGUUUGCAUUUUUACUGGUCCUACAAUCUGUUAUGUGCUAUUAUUGGCCAGAGUUACACCUGCCAGGCAUAAAUGAUCUGACAGAUGCUAAUGUAGUGUUUCCGCAGGAGUGACCACUCCCUCUCCUGCCUGCUGUGUCCCACGUGAUAUUCUGGUGGGAUUUAUUGACGUCCAGUCCCUCUGAGAUGAGCAUUCAAUGGGGAGGAGGUGAGCACUCUGGCUUUGCUGAAAUACUGUACCAUGGAACAUGGUCGGCAGGAUAGUAGAAUGAUGCUAGACUCCGUGAUCUCUGGAAAUGGAUGAAGUCCUGAUCAGUCCUAAUGUGUCAAAACAAGGAACUGCAGAUACUGGUUAACAAAAGAAAAAGGAAUAAAGUGCUGGAGUAGCUCAGCGGGUCAGGCAGCAUCUCUGCAGAAAACGAUAGGUGACGUUUCGGGUCGAUCUAAAGAAGGGUCACGACCUGAAACGUUGCCCAUUCCUUCUUUCCAGAGAUGCUGCCUGUCCCGCUGAGUUACUCAAGCAUUUUGUGUCUAUCUUCUGUGGAAUCUCGCCUAUAGUGUUGCAUGUUUGGUGUGCUGUUGCACACAAAUACCUCAGGUUGGAAAGUGCAUGUGUUUCUCUGAUCUGGACUUGUGGACCCAGCAGCUACAGCACUUUAUGUCCUUUUGUGUAUUAACCAGCAUCUGCAGUUCCUUGUUUCUAUGAGUUUAAUACAAAGAUAUUUAAGUAUCUACGGCAGGGGUUCCCAACCUUGAUUGUCCCGUUUACCCCUGGCAUCUUUAAUAGCACAUAACAAUGUCAUUUCACGUAUUUAUGAACAACUAAUGAUGAACAGAUCCCGGUAUACCAGAACCAAACACAGUCCGUCAAUGAGAAAAAAUAUCUACAAAUCCACAAUCAACAAAUUUACCCCCUGGGUCGGCGAAAUGUAUCCCCUGGAGGUAAAUUCACCCCAGGUUGGGAACCCUUGAUCUACAGGGAGAGGUGACAGUCCUGGCUCCUUGGGCUCUUUGAGCUGGGAAUGGAUGGCCUGCUAUUCGACUCUUGCACCAUUUUCCAGGCUAUGCUCUUACACCCAAGCUGAUGCCACCUUCAGGACGGUUGCGAUUGUUAAUAUGCCAGAGCUGCGUUGUGUCCCAGGAGGGGGGGGGAAUGAAAGUACUCAAAUACAUUCAAUAGACUUUAUUUGUACUGAUUUUUCUACAAUCUUUUUGUAAAUAAAUCUUUUAAUUCCAACAAAAUCAGUGUUGAUCAUUUUAAUCAAAAAGAACCCCAACACAUUGCACCUACAAUAGAUGCAGGUUCCAUACUCACUCUCGUACUUGUAUAACAGCGACACUCCACAGAGGUGUGAAUGCAGUCUACAUGGGCCAAGAAACUCAAGAGCCUCGCGACUUAGC